AUGCCCAAAAUCACUCGUAGGGAGUCGAAAGACGGUUCUCCAAUUUCUGUGGAUGAGUUGGAAGACCGACCGUCGAAACGACAGCGGAAUUCAUUAGCCAAAGUGAAAUGUUCGGGCGGCAAUCCAUGUCGCAGCUGCGCUCGAAAACCCGAAGGCACCGAGUGUGUUUACCCUUACAGAGACCGGAAGGUCCAGGUCCAGGAGAGUUAUUUGAACUGGUUAAAGCGAGAGGUCGCACUUCUCAAAGGCAAAGACGUCUCAGAAGAAGAUAUAGUCGGACAAUCAUCACAAACACAACACACUCCCGAAGAUCGUGAGGAAGACGACGACUCCCCAGAAAGAUUCGGCAAUGUCGACGUGGACCUCAAAAAUCCCCUGAUCGAAGACAAGGCCUGGUUCGUGACAGACAGCGCGUCGUGGCAACCGAUUUAUAUCGGUGAAGCAGCCUGUACAGCCUUCGGUACACGAUUACGCCAAUUCCUGAAUGGCAAUGAACCCGUCGCGCCAUUAUCACGAUCCAAGUACUCCAAACACAAGGCAUUUCUGCGCAUGGCAGCCCCGGCUCCCAGAUUUGAGUGGCCCAAUCGUGCUUAUGCACAUUUAUUGCUUAAAGUGGCAUUGCGGUUUCUGGGUAAUGAUUAUCAUUUAAUGCUGCGAAAGUCGACUAUAGAGAGAAUGCAAGAAAUCUAUGAUACGCAAAAACUAGAUGAUCCAGUCUUUGUGUGCAAAUUGUUUGCUCUAUUCUCAAUGGGUGAGAUGUAUUCCAACCGACGAUUAGGAUCGACUAAGGGUCCCGAUGUGCCCGGUACUGGGUACUUUGUGCAGGCGAUGAGUCUGACCCAGGAUAUGCAUGAGGAGGCUUCAGUUGUGUACGUAGAAGCACUGCUGAUUAUCUCUUUGUAUUCCCUGGCACUCAACCGCACCAAGUCUGCAUAUACCUACGCCGGAAUGGCCCUCCGUCUCUGUCUUACUCUAGGCCUACAUCACAAUGUUCCAGAAGGCUACACAAUUUCUGCCGUUGAGAGAGAACAUCGCAUACGGGUCUGGUGGAGUGUAUACAUCAUCGAUCGCAUGACUAGCUCAAAAUUGGGUCAUCCAGUCACUGUCCAAGACAGUGACAUUGACGUCGACUUGCCAUCAAUGGACAAACUCACACCCAGUGAACAAGAAGAGUUCUCUGAUCCUUCUCAUCUUAUCGCACACGUCAAGCUGGCGAGAAUUUCGGGUGAUAUUAUCUCGGAUAUUUAUGGUCGGUCCAGUCAAACCAAGGCAUUCGUGCAGAGUGUGCAGAAGAUCCUUCGUAGCCUCAGAACGUGGGCAGAAACAUUGCCAGCAAGUGUGCAGAUAUCUCAAACCAAGCCCUUGAGAUACUCGUCAAGAAAUGUUGCUUCUUUACAUUUGUGUUUCAAUCAGUGCGUGAUACUCACCACCCGCCCGAUUCUAUUUCACGUUUUCAAAUCCUGCUUCCAAGGCCAAGGCGCCGCAGCCCCAUCACCAACGACUAUGGCCCUAGCAGACGCUUGCAUUCACGCCGCACGGAGCUCCAACGGUCUCCUGACCCAACUCUGGAUCGACGCUGGAAUGGCAAUCUACGGCUACUUCGACGCCCACUACUUGUUCUCUUCCACCAUCAUCCUAAUGAUGUCUAGCAUCCUCGGCACAAGCAACAGCGACGCAGACCGCGAAGCUGUCGACACUGCAUCCGAUAUCAUGGAGUCGAUUGUAAAAGAUGGCAACCUACCCGCAGCCGGGUUCUACGAGCAUUUCCUUGAGAUCCGAAAAGUGAUGUUGGAGUUCGCAGAUCGAAGUACUAAUGGCAAUGGCAAUGGUCCAGCGCAGCCAAUGGAUCAUAUAGCAGAGUUACUAGUCAUGCCCGGAAGUGCCGCAGACCUUGGGCUUGAUGACAGUGAUGGACAGCAGAAUCCUUUGGUGGACAAUAACAAUAACAGCGCAUUCUUGACUCAGAGUCGUUUGAAUAAUCCUUCUAUCGAAGACUUCCUGACUCAGGUGGACAUCCAUCAUGGGGUUCCGGUGGGGAUGGAGAUGGCCGGUAAUAAUACCAUAUCAACGCCGGGGCCGUGGUCCAACGGGUUGAUUUCCACGGGCUGGUUAUUUGAAUAA
Messenger RNA from Talaromyces amestolkiae, 2121 nucleotides. RefSeq lists its product as uncharacterized. The coding region runs from base 1 to 2121 and encodes 706 amino acids. Gene Ontology annotation, molecular function: sequence-specific DNA binding; zinc ion binding; DNA-binding transcription factor activity, RNA polymerase II-specific. The transcript has 5 exons. Gene Ontology annotation, biological process: DNA-templated transcription; positive regulation of transcription by RNA polymerase II. Gene Ontology annotation, cellular component: nucleus. NCBI's taxonomy places the organism in Eukaryota, Fungi, Ascomycota, Eurotiomycetes, Eurotiales, Trichocomaceae. The record is from RefSeq and is a predicted model, not a curated record.